CAGCCGCCGCCGGCACAGCCCGGGGGGAAAGAUGAGCUUGUUGUCAGCCAUCGACACCAGCGCCGCGUCCGUCUACCAGCCCGCCCAGCUCCUCAACUGGGUCUAUCUCUCGCUGCAAGACACGCACCAGGCCAGCGCCUUCGAUGCCUUCAGACCCGAGCCCUCCUCAUCCCAGCACCCCGACCUCGGCUACACCAAGAGCACCCCGGAGCUGGGCUCCUCGCUCAGCUCCAGCUAUCUCAACAGCUUCUUCCAGCUCCAGCGGAGCGAGGCUCUGAGCAGCAGUCUGUACAAGAGUGCAUCGCCUUAUGGCUCUCUUAAUAACAUUGUGGAUGGGUUAAGCUCCCUCACCGAGCAUUUCUCUGACCUAUCCCUUUCUUCAGAAGCCAGAAAACCCAGCAAGAGGCCACCUCCCAACUACCUGUGCCACCUCUGCUUUAACAAGGGACACUACAUCAAAGACUGCCCACAGGCUCGUCCAAAAGGAGAAGGCCUGACUCCAUACCAGGGCAAGAAACGCUGCUUUGGUGAAUAUAAGUGUCCCAAAUGCAAGAGAAAAUGGAUGAGUGGAAACUCCUGGGCUAACAUGGGACAAGAAUGUAUCAAGUGCCACAUUAAUGUUUAUCCUCACAAACAGAGACCCCUGGAAAAGCCAGACGGCCUGGAUGUUUCGGAUCAGAGCAAAGAACAUCCCCAGCAUCUGUGUGAGAAGUGCAAAGUUUUGGGCUACUACUGCCGCCGUGUGCAAUAAACCUUCGAAGUGGCCUCUUCCCGUCCCCAUCAUCCUUAAAAAUCCUCUGGCAGCAUGCGAUCAACAGCAACACAACAAAUCAAGAUAAAAGCUAAAAUAAUUGCCAAUAUUGCCUACCUAAUAAUAUGCCUUACCAUUAAUAGAAUGUAACAUUUUGCCUGAGCAUGCACACGCAUGCAACAGGUAUUUACAGGACUGAUUUGUAUACAUACAUAUAUAUGUAAAUUUAUAUAUAUGUACACACACGUAUAUAAAGCGUUACUGAUAGUGUUCACAACAGAACCGUGGUUGCAGGUUCUGCUGAUUGUUUACACAGACCCUAUAUCAUGGCCAGGUGAAAUGAAGGACUAUUCAAUAGGCAAGGUAUAAUAUUCACAAAGAAUAUAUGUUAUAUGUAUGGCUUUUGCAGAGGUUAAAUAACUGUGGGGCCACUAAUUGCAAGCACUCGCCCACAACAUGAACGUUAUUCCUAUUAUAUGACAAGACAAAGGAAGAUUAAACAAGCCACAGCAUAAAAGAAGGAAAAUUAUUGUUUUCCCAGUUUUAGAAAGUCUGAGAGUUUUGUGCUGCUGCUUUCUUGGACUUUUUCUACUUGUUACCAUUGCUUGGGCAGGGCUUAGGCAAAAUCAUUUUUGCAGGAUGUGGCAAAAAAAGUGAAUAAUUGUUUGAGGGUGUGGGUUGGGUAGAAAGGGAAUGCCAUAAUGGGACCCAGAGCAUCAGGGAGGAUUCCAAGAGGUUUUUGGAGGAGGCAAAAUUGGCUUGCUUGUGUAACUAACAGAUCCUUCUCUUGUCAUAUAAUCCCGCUGAAAUGGUCCCUGUAUGUGUAUGGGCUGUUCAUUAGGCCACAAGCACACUAAAUUUACUGUGAAUAAGGGGGGACAAGAAGACUUAACACUGUCCCCAAAACCCUUAAUUGAAAGAUUAGCCAAACUUACUAUUUAUAAUAGUUUUAAAGCCACUUUCUGGAAAUAUUUUUGUGUCCUGUUUUCUACUGUACAAAUUUGUUAUAAUAUAAAACUUGUUAGCCAUAGGGGUGUUUUGAGGCAUGGAGAACACUCUAUAUAACCUUCCCUCUUUAUGUCUUCCUGAAACACCUACGUAUCUGAGGAGAAAUGUAGGACUUAGAUUUUGUUGUCCCAUUUCAGGUAAAACUUUGUGCAGGGGCAUCCUGCUGCAACGAAGUAUCUCAUCAGGGAUUGGGAAAUAUAAUGAACUGAAAGUACCUCGAGACAGUAUCCUGUUUGUGUAUCUACGUAAAAGUACAUUGGCAAAAGGACACAACAAGCAAUUCACUUGCAUUAUUCACUAAAAAAGGGAUAAUGUUUGUUUGGGUUUUGAUUUUUAAUCAACAAUUCCUAUUUUUACGAAGUUUCCUUUAGAGAGAUUGAUUUGUGUGAAUGAUACUUAGUGGAAGUACUUUAAAUACUAAAUAACUUGAUGUCAAUUAAAUUUGUUGUGAGGGUUAAUUCCAUAACGCUAAGACAGAGGGGCUUUUAUGCCAAGUUAUAGCAGGAUGUUAUCAGUAUGUACCGUCAAGCUCUUGUAAAGCAAUUGAAAACUGACAGUGAGCAUUCGUAUAGGAAAUGUGAAGCUCUUCACAAAUUUGCUCUAGGGUGAAACCUUUGCCAUUUCCCUGCUUUGCUAGAAGCAGGGCAAAAUUGUUUCUGCUUAUUCUGGUGGAAGUGUCAUAUACAUAUCUGGCAAACUUCGUUAUUCAUGGGUAGCCCAAAUGAUGCAGCCUACUGGUCAGAGCAAUGGAUCAACAUUAGGACUCUUGGCUUCUGACCACAGCUCUUCCAUUAGCUCUCUGAUUUUGGAGAAGUCACAAGAUCCUUCUUGUUUCCCCAACUGCAAAAUGGGGAUAAUACUUUAGUAUACCUACCUCACAGGAGAGUUGUGAGGCUUACUUAAUAUCUGGAAGUGUUUUGACAUCACUGGAUGAAGUGCGCUAUGUAAUGCUAAAAUAGUAUUAACUAAAUUAAUCACUUCGAAACUAGUUUUGCCCAGUUGGCAAUUCCAUCAACUAAAAUAGCUGAAAAUAAUAUUAUUGAAAGUUAACACUAAUAGCAGUUCAGUUGCCUCAGUGAAGAUAAGCAGUUUUAGCAUUUUCAAAUGGAAACACAUUCUUUUGCACAGACUCAGAAAUUACCUUAGAGACAAAUUCACUAAACAAAGAUAUUAAUCUGCCCAUACAAAUAGAAUAAAAAAAUACACAGGCAAAUCUAGGGGUGGAUUGCCAAAGUUUGACCUCUAGUAUUAAUCCUGGUAUUUUGUUUCAAGCACAAGUAAUAUCAAAAGAGUCUCAUAAACCAGAUCUAUUUUUUCCUCUUGAGCACUUAAUAGUACACAAACAAAAACCGCCUUGAUGCUCCACAUCCAGCUAAAGGACACGUAGAGAAACCCCUUUAGAUGAAGAUAAGGGAAAACAUUAUUUUAUUUUCUCUCUGAAACCAAGAUGUUGCUAUCAACCAUUUUUACUGUGUUGAAAUAAUUUCCAUCUUACGAUAACCACUCAAUGUACAGCACACCACCAGGUUCUGAACAAAAGCUAACUAAGAUACCAUUAUAUGCAAUUGUUGCUCUUUUCGUGACAGUGCGUUGUUAAAAACUGUUUAUCCAGAUUCCACACUGCAUGGCAAUGCCUUUAACUUACGGAUUUUUAGGUUGUAUUAAAAAUAGACGUGAUCAACUUUAACACAAUGUCUAUAGGUGUAAAAUAAUAAUUCUUAAGAGGAUACUUAUGAGAGUUCAAUAUUUGUAUCAUUGAUAUUUUCCUAGGCAGCAGACAUACAAAGUAUUUAAGUAAUAUUUAGCAUAUUUGAAAUAAAGAGGAGAACAGAUUUUCUCCUGCACUCAUGUUGGGGAAAAGCAGAUAAAGAACAAAGUGCACAGAAAAGCAAGAAGCAACACUGCCGUAGUUUGUACUGCCUAACUCAGAGGCCGGACAUCCAUCCUGGUGCAGCUGAAGCAGCCGGCUUGCCUUGCCAUCCCUGCCAAAAGCGGAGUGGGGAGGGAGAGUGACCAGGGUUCCCUAGGGAGCAGCCACAAUCCUCCCUCCUCCCCUGCAGCUGAGGGGCUGAACUCCAGCUUCCCCCCAGCCGUGCGGGUGCAUCCCCUCGUUUUCUGUCCUUGCCGCACAGGGCUGAAGCCUCAUCUCCCUAACAAGCUGGUGCCUGGGGAAGCCUGCAGCACCAACCUCAUGCAACAGGAGCAUUCCUCUGUCCCUCCUUGCAUGAGGUUUACUCAUAGGAUUGUAGCAUUCAGCCCUGGGCAUGUGCUCCACGCUCAUCUGUAUAUAGUUCAUGGGUUGCUGGAAAAACACAUCGGCGUAAGUAACGUACAGUAGCUUAUGACCAUUGUUUUAGUUAAUGGCACAGAGGAGAAAUUUCUGAAUUUUUAUUUCAAAAAAGAAAAAAGAUUGGCUACAAAAUGUAAAUUUUGUCUCUCUUUUUUCCCCUCAAAGGUAAUUCACCUAUAGACCUAACUAACUCUUUCCAAAUUGGAAAAACCUUAAAUUCAGAUUUUUGACUGGAAAGAGGAUGAGUUGACUUACCUCAGAUUUUUCUGAGUGUUUUCUGAUGUUCCCUUUAACCAGCUCUGCAUUUAGAACAUCAGCUAGUAAUCCUUGAAUGUAUUUUUAGACAGUAUUACCAGAAGCGCAGCAGGCAUCAGUAAGAAGAGUUUCAAAUCAAUAUAGGCCUCCCUAAUUUGAGUAUUCUUUAGGGAUGUACCUGAAAGAAAUGUGGUUCUGUGUAUUUAUUUGACAAACUUGAUUUUUAACCUCAGAUGCUUGUGUUGCCUGCCUACCAAUCCAUCCAGCACACACUGUUUUUUUUCUUUUCCCUCCCUCUUUGGAGAUUUUUAAACUUUCAUUUAUUUCUUUAAAAAAAACUAAGCACAAUUUGUUUCCUCAAUCGGUCAGAACAUUUCACACACAAUUUGUCCCUGGCAUUGGCACUGCUCUGGAGAAAAGUAUCAGUGAUUUGAAAUGUGUGGUGUAGGUUUUUAGCUGCUUUAACUUGAUGCGGCUCCAAUGAAGUUGUUACAAAUACUUCAUUUAAUGGUGAUGAAGAAAAAUCCCUGUAGUUUAAAGGAUGGCCCCAUUUUAGCCAGUUUCUACUGCUGCUACCACAGACAUAAAAUGAUGCCACACAAGCAAAGUUUGAGGCCUUUUUGCCUCAAGGUUGCUUUUUAAUUUCAGAUAAAUACACAAGAGUAUAUAUUAUUUCUGAAAAUAGGUGUAUUUUGAAGUUCCCCAUUAUAUGGGACUUAGUUUUUAAACUGAAAAUGUGAAGUUACAUAUGUCUGAGAGAAGCCUUAUACUGAGAAGUAUUCUCUAUAUUUUACCUUUUUGUAUAACGUGAACCUUAGAUUAUACAUCGGUAGCAUACCUGUGACGCUCUAGCAGUUAUUCCAAAAAUAAAACUACUUAAAACAUUAAAAGUUAAGAGCUUUUGGAAAUGUCAGACUCCAUAGAUUAGUUGUCUUUGUCCUGCAGUCACAUAGAAUAUUUUUUCUCCUGGUAUGGAUCCUAAGAGUUGUCCACUGAACAGUAUGCAAUAAAUCAUCAACAUGUGUUUUUCACGUUAAGUGCAUUGACAUACAUUUUCCACUUGCCUUUGCCAACAUAUUUUAAAAUGUGAUGGAACUAUCCCCAUAUAAAAAUCAUUCUUUAAGAUAUCACUCCACUCCUGACUGGGUUUCAACCUCUCUCUCUUUCCUAUCUGCAAAACCACUGCUGUCCAUUCAGUUUGCUAUAUUGCUGAAGUGCUCAGAGGACUGUUUGAGAUCUUAGAUAUAGGGAUGAUGGUUUGUGUUUCUAGGAUGAAUUUCAAAGGGACAAUCGUGUGCAGUUAGUAGCUAUAGAUGAUUGAUAUAAAUGUUUACCCCUGUAUGAAGUAUUUUACAGUUUUACUUGCAGAUGUGUAUUUAUCUUGAGUUAUACUUGACAUAGAGUUUCUUUCAAUUUUUUUUAAUACUAUGUGUGUAUUUUGGAAACCUUUUUAGAUGUUAAAAUUUUUGAAUGGUUACAAAUAUUUCUUGUAAUACUGAAGUGUUAUCUUAUCUGGAAACUCUUUGCAGUAACUUUUUUGUAUAUAUUUGAGGGCCUUUUUAAAAAAGUAUUGUUUGUUUUUUGGGGAAAGUUUUUACAAUUUGGAAGCUUUCAGAAGGGCCUUCCUCUCAACUAGGAUACUAACAGAAGUAAGAGUUUUCUUAAGUAUUUUGCAGAACUAAGGAUGUAUCCUCAAGAAAAUAUUUAUGGAAGUAAUUUACUUCUUUUUUUUACAAUGCUUUUGUCUGUAUAAAGUAUGCAACUGAACUACAUUAAGAAGGAAAUAUUGUCUACAUAAAAUAUUAUAUGAAAGUUGGUACAUAAUUCUGACAAAAAACCUUGCAAUUCUUUAAGCCAUAUUGUUUUUGUUAUCCUUGGAUGAAAAUAUCAGUAUUAAGUAACCAAUAUAUUAUUCAAGUGCUUAGACUUAUAUGAAAAUGCUUAUACAGUUUAUUUAUGUGUAUUUGGGGAAGGAUUGCUAGAAAAAGCUAUCACUAGACAUAGAGCAAGUGAGGAGCAAAUAAUAGUAUAUUGUCACUUUAUGGCCUUGUGAGAGACAGAGAAGAUGCUGAAAGCACCGUCGAGACUUGGCUUUCAGAAACUCUGAAGCACAAGCAUUGGGUUUCAAAUGGUGGUUCUUUCCUUUCCCAUAACCAGAGGGGAAGACAGUUGGUUGGGACGCUGUUUGACAACUUGACUUUCACAACUCUUUGCAGACUGUGAGCUCAGCUAUGCAGUAUCGGCUACAGCAAUAAUAUCAAUCAAAGGAUGCAAGAGAAAAGGAUUGAAGUAGAUUAUUGUAGGGGUUUAUGUUUAUUUUAAUUAGAACUCAUAGCAAUAUAGAAUAUGCAUGUGCACGUAUUUGAAGCAUUUUUACACUUUACAUUUCAUGUAGUUUAAUUAUAUUAUGAAGGAUUGGGUUUUUAGUUUGAUAUUUUACCAUGCUAAAAUGGGAGGUCUGUCCAAACCUGUACUGGAUUCUUGUUUCCUUUAAAAGGUUAUUUAGUACAGCACUCACUGCAUUGUGUACUAGUGCUAAAACUAACACUGUAUCUUAUUAAUUUCUUCAGCUUUAAAAAAAUUAACCUAAUUAUUAUUACAUUUCUUUAGCUGUACCCACUGACCUCGUCAGAUUCAGUUGAUGAUUUGUAUAAUUUCUUUUUCUGUAACUGUUAAUAAACUUGUACAGCUAAAACAAACAAACAAAACCUAUGGACAAAGGCCUCAGAGGUACCAGUUCUGCUUCAGCAAUCAAGAUGACGGCUUGCUGAUCUGGUGGCUGUGUUGCUAAAGAGACUGUAAAACCUCUGUUGUGGAUUGUCCAUAAAAUGGCAUUCCGACAUGUGCCUUAUUUGCUGGAUAGUAUACAGCUUUCCUCUAGUAUUCUAGCAUUUUAAUGCUGUAUUAAAGUACUGCAAAAAAACA
Gavia stellata (red-throated loon) is the source of this 7229-nucleotide messenger RNA. It is a transcript of the gene ZCCHC24, whose product is annotated as zinc finger CCHC-type containing 24. Bases 32 to 751 code for a protein of 239 amino acids. NCBI's taxonomy places the organism in Eukaryota, Metazoa, Chordata, Aves, Gaviiformes, Gaviidae. The transcript has 4 exons. The record is from RefSeq and is a predicted model, not a curated record. Gene Ontology annotation, molecular function: nucleic acid binding; zinc ion binding.